Pyrus x bretschneideri (Chinese white pear) is the source of this 3613-nucleotide messenger RNA. Its product is annotated as lysine-specific demethylase JMJ706. Bases 467 to 3184 code for a protein of 905 amino acids. The record is from RefSeq and is a predicted model, not a curated record. Gene Ontology annotation, biological process: chromatin remodeling. Gene Ontology annotation, cellular component: nucleus. Gene Ontology annotation, molecular function: histone demethylase activity. The transcript is spliced from 11 exons. Lineage: Eukaryota; Viridiplantae; Streptophyta; Magnoliopsida; Rosales; Rosaceae.
UAUCCUUCCCGAGGCCCUUUUUCGGUUUCUUUUGUCCAUCCCAUUAUCUCUCUUCUCUCUUCUCUUUCACUAUUCCUCUCUCCCUCCCUUGGCCGGGGAACUUCAUUCCCCGCCGGAAAACCGCUUUGUCUCCGGCGAAUAGCAUCCUUCCUCCGUCGGAAAACCGCUGUCUCGUUCUCUUUCCUUGACGUCCUUCAUCCUUUUUUGUAUUAAUUUCGUUGACUCGGUGGUUCGAAGGCUUUGGAUCUCUGAUUCCGGCAACAGACGGUACCGUUUUGGACGUUUGGCGGGAAUGUGGAUGGCCUGGUUCUCGUUGUAGGCUUACUUUUGGUCUGCCGUGGCUGGGAUCGUGAUCUAGGGUUUCGGUUCUUUGAUUCGGAUUCGGUUUCUGCGGUUGUGCUGUUUUAUCCUUUGUGUGUUGCUGUGAACAAAGACGGAGGCUUACAAAAAGCGACGACGGAAUGAGAUGGUGGAAGGAAGGGUUUGUUUGUCCAAAGAGGCCAAAAAUGGAUUAGAAAUUCUGAAGCGUAGAAGGCUUCAGCGAAUGAGACCGGAAACUGCUACCGAGCCUGUAAAUCAUACUAAUACGAUGGCUCGAAGUGGAGGUGAUGCUUUAAAACCUUCUGUAUCCUUUGGUGUUAGAUUACAGGGAGGUGCCGACUCAGUUUCUCUGUCAAGUGGUGCUAUACAUGGAAAAGACGUUUUUUCAAAGCGUAGGGUGGAUAAGUUUGAAACAAGUGAUCUAGAGUGGAUUGAGAAAAUUCCCGAGUGUCCUGUAUACUAUCCAGCAAUGGAGGAGUUCGAGGAUCCUUUGGUUUAUUUACAGAAGAUAGCUCCAGAAGCUUCAAAAUAUGGUAUAUGCAAGAUUGUCUCUCCUUUGAGUGCUUCUACUCCAGCUGGGGUUGUAUUGAUGAGAGAGAAAGCAGGAUUCAAGUUCACAACUAGAGUACAACCUCUUCGUCUUGCAGAGUGGGACAAUGAUGACAAGGUCACCUUUUUCAUGAGCGGAAGAAAUUAUACAUUCCGUGAUUUCGAGAAAAUGGCGAACAAGGUUUUUGCUCGUAGAUAUUGUAGUACCGGUUCUCUUCCUGCCUCGUUCUUGGAAAAAGAAUUUUGGCAAGAAAUUUCUUGUGGAAAGACAGAAACUGUUGAGUAUGCUUGUGAUGUAGAUGGUAGUGCCUUUUCAUCUUCUCACAGUGAUCCUCUUGGAAAUAGCAAAUGGAAUUUAAAGAAUCUUUCAAGGUUGCCCAAGUCCAUUUUGCGUCUUCUAGAAACUGCAAUUCCGGGUGUAACGGAUCCCAUGCUAUACAUUGGAAUGCUAUUUAGUAUGUUUGCUUGGCAUGUGGAGGAUCAUUAUUUGUACAGUAUUAAUUAUCAUCAUUGUGGCGCAUCCAAAACCUGGUAUGGCAUACCAGGUGAAGCUGCUCUGCAAUUUGAAAAGGUUGUUAAGGAACAUGUGUACACGCAUGAUAUCAUAUCAACUGAUGGAGAAGAUGGGGCAUUUGAUGUCUUGUUGGGGAAAACAACAUUGUUUCCUCCAAAUAUUUUGUUGGAACAUGAUGUCCCUGUAUACAAGGCUGUGCAAAAGCCAGGAGAGUUUGUUAUUACUUUCCCUAGAGCAUACCAUGCUGGAUUCAGUCAUGGUUUCAACUGUGGCGAGGCGGUCAACUUUGCAAUUGGUGAUUGGUUCCCUUUAGGUGCUAUUGCUAGCCGGCGUUAUGCACUGCUUAACAGGAUGCCUCUGCUUCCUCAUGAAGAACUUCUGUGUAAAGAAGCGAUGCUUCUACACACUAGUUUAGAACUUGAAGAUUCAUAUUAUUCAUCUGCUGAUUUGGUGUCCCAUGAUAGCAUUAAGAUGUCUUUUGUGAGAUUGAUGCGCUUUCAGCAUCGUGCUCGUUGGUCUUUAAUGAAGUCAGGGGCAUGCACCAGUGUUUUGCCAAACUCCUAUGGAACCAUUCUAUGCAGCCUAUGCAAGCGUGAUUGCUACAUAGCUUUCAUUAAUUGCAAUUGUUACAUGCAUCCCGUCUGCCUUCGCCAUGAUGUAAGGUCUCUUGACUUCUCAUGUGGGACCAAUCCUACUCUCUUUUUAAGGGAGGAAAUAACAGAAUUGGAAGCUGCAGCCAGAAAAUUUGAAAAGGACGAUGGUGUGUUGGAGGCGAUAGAAGGGCUAGGCGAUGACUUGUAUUCAUAUCCAUUAAAUUUGUCUCAGAGCGCUGAAGAGAAAGGAUACUCUCGUUAUUGUGAGAUAAAAUUUGAGUUGGACACUGAACUCGCUGGCACAACUCAGUAUCAGUCACAUGAGGCAGAAACGGCCCAAACGGGUUCUCAUGGCCAGCCCAUGUUGAGAUCUGAUGCAAAAUUUUCAAGUCCUGCAGUGUCAGACGGUUCCCUUUCAUGUGCUGCAUCAACUCUUUGUUCUCUUCUAGAGCCUCAUGAGAGCUCAUCUGCACCCAAUAAUGUACAGGAAAAUGCUAAAGAAACUCUAAAUUCUAAAAGGCAUUCUGAAGAAUUGGUUCGCAGUGUUUACGAUUCUUCUCUGUCCUCUCCAUCAUAUGAUGAAUGUUCUAGUGCACGCCCAGGGAAUUCUAAUGGAUCGGAGGUUAGACGUGUUGUGGAUCAAGGCAGUGAUGAUUCUGAUUCAGAGAUCUUUAGGGUUAAGCGUCGUUCAUCAUUGAAGGUGGUGGACAAAAGGAGUGUAAAUGAUGUCUCGGCAUCAAAUCAUUCUGAAAACAAGGGGUUUAAACGAUUGAAGAAAAUGCAACCUGAAAGAAGAUGCGGGAGAUCAUCGGUGCCGUUAGAUUAUUACAGCCCCGGUGAAUCAAAUACUAAGUUUGUUUCAACUACUAAUUACAGAGGAUUUCCAGAUAGUGCUGCUUUGGAGGGCAGGUUGUCCACAGGAAGUAGCGCUCCUAGAGGAGGUAAUGUUCCCAUCUCCAUCAAGUUUAAGAAGGUGGCCACCGAAGAUUCAGCUAGAAAACAGCGAGAACACCACAGAAAGGAUAGAUACCAGGAUGAAUUGGGAAGGAGCCGGAGGCAACCACCCCCAAUGGAGGUUGGGGCAAAGCGCAUUAAAGUCAGAGGCCCGUCGUUCCUAGGGUCGGAGAGCACACUAGGAAGUGCCAACGAUCUGGUUGGCCGACCCUGUAGAGAGCAGCAGCAGCAGCAGCGGCAUCAUAGAACCUGACCUCGCUAACUUGAAUUUCUCUAACGGGGUUCUAACAACACGGGUAAAGCUAAAGAAGAUGGAAGACGGAAAAUUAACCUAGGAUAAAGAUUUAUAUUCUUUGUGCAGGCCCUGAAAUUGGGGCAAUCUGCAUUGUUGGUGAUUCUUGAGGUUCUCGGGCCGGGGUAUUUUUUACCAUCUUUGGCAGGAGAACCUUCCUUCCUGCAAACUAGUAGAGAUUGGGUUAGUGGUGAAUUUCCAUGUAAAUUUAUUUUUAUUUUCUUACCUUACCAUUGUUAAUUCAGAAACUAGUUGGUUUAUUCUUCAACUUGUUUAGUUGGUUCGCUGCUUCCUUUUAUAUAGGUUCCUUAUUCUUUUAUUUUGUAGCAAUGGGUCCUUGUAACCUUUGACUACGUGAAUAAAAUGCAGAGAAAAUGCCUUGUCGUAUUA